CACGUGUAUAGAAUCAUUGAAUCUUCUAGAUUUUUCUAGGUCAUUUUGUUAAAUAAACCCAGUUAAAUAACCCUUUUUUUUCACCCCCUUUCCUUCGAUUCUGCACUCUUCUGCUCUGCCGUUGGAUAUUCACCUGUUCUUGCAUCUUCAAAUCUAAACUAAAGCUAUUAUGGCGGAGGAGAACCAAGUUGUAGGUUGCCACAGCAAAACCGAGUGGACAGACCAUUUUGAGAAGGGAAAGGAGUCAAAGAAACUGGUAGUGGUUGAUUUCACUGCUUCAUGGUGCGGACCCUGCCGUGCCAUUACGCCAAUCCUGACCGACCUGGCUAAGAAGACACCGAAUGUGGUGUUCCUGAAAGUUGAUGUCGAUGAGUUGGAGGAUGUUGCUAAGGAGUGGGAAAUCGAGGCAAUGCCGACCCUUUUGUUCCUGAAAGAAGGGAAGAUUGUUGACAAGAUUGUGGGAGCUAAGAAGGAUGAGCUUAUUGAUAAAGUUGCAAAGCAUUCAGCUCUGGCUUCUGCUUGACUUUGAUUGAGAUCAGAAGUGUUUACUAUUUACUUGUUAUAUUGUCUUGUCUUGUGAUGUUUCUUAUAGACAUUUUCCUUCUGUUUGCUUAUGUAUCAGCUUUGGAUGUUGUUAAUUCUACUUCUGUAGUUGGUCAUUUUGCUAUGCAUAUAUAAACUUUACCUUUGUUGUCUUUA
Humulus lupulus (European hop) is the source of this 699-nucleotide messenger RNA. Its product is annotated as thioredoxin H-type-like. The transcript has 2 exons. The record is from RefSeq and is a predicted model, not a curated record. Gene Ontology annotation, molecular function: protein-disulfide reductase activity. Lineage: Eukaryota; Viridiplantae; Streptophyta; Magnoliopsida; Rosales; Cannabaceae. The coding region runs from base 170 to 523 and encodes 117 amino acids.